CUCCUAACCAACUGGUGAUACCAUGAACUAUCGACAUCCCUAGCUUCUCAAUUCUGAGGGUAGUACAUAAGAGUGGGAAAUUACCUUUUCUACAAAGGGUUAUCUGCAAAACCCGAAAGGUUGAAACUUGAAACCGCCAACGCCCUGAACCUUUUGCCGGUGUUUCUUUACUGUUGAUUAGCUAGGGCGUGAGCUAGAACGGGUUGGAGGAAGACGUCUCGGCUAUCGAUAUUCGCGUUGAUGCAACCUUGCUUUCUCCCGCCAUCUGCAGAGUAGGGAUUGCGAUGUUGACGAAGAACGGAGGAAAGGAGAGGGGAAGGGGGGAGGACUAAAAGUCGAUGGUUUGGAGCUUGGAUGAUGUUCUGGGCCUGUGUUGGGGGAUGUUACAGGCCUGAGCCCAUUUUAAUCAAUACAGAUCAAAGGGGAAAUAUGGGCUAGAUACCUUGCUUGGGUUCUUCUAGUGGGCCGUUCUCAGUCCAGUGGUACUGGUAAUGUCUAAUAUCUUUCUUACUGUAUGGGCCGAUCUCAGUCAUUGGGAGCGCAUCGGCCUCCGGCGUCGAAUCCAUCAUCUUCUCCGGCCGCCAGACCAGUCUCCAUAUAUCCAACGACGACCCUACCAGCUCCGGCUGCCAAUCAUCCAAUCGGAUCGGAUUCCGAAUCCGGCGAAGUGGGCUAUUGUCGGAAAUUGUAAAUAAGUUUUUUUUAAUCUUCAAUGGGUGGAUUGCCGAGGGAGAGAAUGGGGAAGAAAUUCGAGUCACUUGCGAGGUCUCAUAAUUUCCCUUCUCUUUGGCGCCUCCAUCGUCCAUAAUAUCUUCAAGCCUGAACUUGUAUCCACUCCCUCCCUAAUUACUUUUAAGUACUAACCUUUGCCUUUAGUACGUAUGUGCUUCCAAGCCUGUUUGAUGAAAUUCAUGAGACUGAGGCUUUCAUGAUUUUGCAUGGAGACAGAGUUUGCCUCAAGUGGAAAAGGAAUCGACUUUUCUCUCCAGGUGCACCUGAACUGGAAAAAACUUUCUAUCUAUGUUUACUUGUUAGAUUCUGUCUUCAAUCUUCCCCUACACUGCUGACUCGUCUCUGCCCGGUUUCUGGUUUAGACUAUAGGACUAGGAGGAUGAUUUUGCUGAUGAAAGUAGUCAGCUUCCUUUUAGACGCAAACCACUUUGGAGCUUUGAAGCCAAUGAAUGUGCGUUGUUUUUGCACGGGACGUUUGCUCCAGCAAGUUGCUGGCUCCUUUGACUAUGACAAACUUUUGCAACGUUGCAUCCUGCGAGGAGCUAGAAAGCAUGGCCUUUUGGCUCACUCUCACAUGAUAACAAGUGGGUUUGUCUCAAAUCCUCAUUUAAACACCAAAUUAAUCAUCUUCUAUGCAAAGAUUGGUGAUGCCAGAGCUGGUCGGGAAGUGUUUGAUAGAAUGACUGUAAGGAAUGUUGUGUGCUGGACAGCUCAGAUUUCAGGUUAUGGGAAAAAUGAGUGUUAUGAAGAUGCUCUGCUGCUGUUUUCAGAAAUGCAUAGAGUGGGGGUCAAGGCCAAUCAGUUUACUUAUGCUAGCGUGUUAAGGGCGUCUUCUCGUUUGCAAUGUUUCAAGAGAGGGUUGCAAAUACAUAGUUGUGUACAGAAGAGUAGGUUUGUCAGCAAUUUGUUUGUGCAAAGUGCAUUGAUUGAUUUGCAUUCUAAGUGUGGAAGGAUGGAAGAUGCUUGUUAUUUGUUCGAGACAAUGCUUGACAGAGAUUUGGUUUCUUGGAAUGCAAUGAUUGGUGGAUAUGCUGUUCAGGGUCUCGGUGAUGAUUCUUUUCGACUGUUUCGUGCCAUGAUGGCAGAAGGUUUGCUACCUGAUUGCUUCACUUUGGGGAGUCUUUUUAAGGUUUCUGGGAGAACUAGUGAUUUCCUCAAAGUCAGUCAGGUACAUGGAUUCGUUGAGAAACUAGGUUUUGAAGGACACCUUGAUUUGAUUGGAUCAAUUAUCGAUGCCUAUGCAAGAUGUGGGGGUCUAGAGAGUGCUAAUUGCUUGUACAAGACUAUGGAAGUGAAAGAUUUAACAUCUUGUACUGCGUUGAUGAAUGGAUUCGCUCGAAACAACUAUAGAACAGAGGCUAUGACUCUAUUCAAAGAGAUGUGUAGGAUGCAGCAUAUGAAAAUGGAUGACGUCAUGCUAUGCUCGGUGCUCAAUAUGUGCGCUAAUGCAGCAUCAUUAACAAUAGGUAGACAGCUUCAUGCCUUUGCUAUUAAAAAUAAACCCAGUUAUGAUGUGGCUGUAGGAAAUUCUCUCAUUGAUAUGUAUGCAAAGUCGGGAGAAAUUGAAGAUGCGGACCGUGCUUUUGGUGAGAUGAAGGAGAAAAAUGUCAUUUCAUGGACAUCUCUGAUUAGUGGGUAUGGAAAACAUGGAUAUGGAAGCAAGGCAAUUUCAUUGUGCAAGGAGAUGGAAGAUGAAGGUUUAGCGCCAAACGACAUUACUUUUUUGUCUGGUCUCUUUGCUUGCAGUCAUUCUGGAUUAAAUAAGGAAGCAUCAGAAUUCUUUAAUAGUAUGAUCAACAGACACAAUAUCCUACCGCGAGCUGAGCACUACUCUUGUAUGGUUGAUCUCUUUGCCCGUGUAGGGCAGUUGGAAGAAGCAUACAGUAUAAUUUGUAGGAACAAUAUUACACCGAAUUCCUCAUUGUGGGGUGCCAUUCUCGGGGGAUGCUUAUCAUAUGGUAACGUCGUCCUUGCUGAGACUGCAGCAAUGCAUCUCAUCAAUCUGAAUCCUGACAUUUCAGUCAAUUAUACAGUUUUGGGGAAUAUAUAUGCUACAGCUGGCCUAUGGCACAAGAAUUGCAAGAUCAGAAACUUGAUGACCCAUAGAAAGUUGAAGAAGACUCCAGGCUACAGCAGUGUAGAUUCUCCAAGGAGCAUUUACCUUACAUAACCAAGUUGAGGAGGCAAGCCUGGAUGCUGCUGUCAAAACCUGUUUGUUACUCUUGUGGAAAUAAUAAGUAAGCCAGUUAGAUACAAGUAUUCUUGAUCAUGUGAUAUACACUAAGUCUAGUCUAAUACAUUAUUUCUUUCUUAUGUGUACAUUUUACUGAGGUCCCUUGCGUGUAUUGUUCUUUUAUUUGUCUUCUUUGUUUGAAGGUUCUUGUAUGUUGAACGGGCAACUUCCACGGAAAUAAAGACGAGAUUUCAGAAAUGUGUUCCGCAAAGUGGGAAUGCCAUAUUUUUGUGGUGGUUAACAUCUUGCUUGAUUUCCCAAGUUAGUUCUUAUGUUAUUCAAAGAACUAUAAGUUUCUCGAGCUGAGUCAGUGGCAGGCUGAAGCAUCGGGGGUUAAUUGUUGGCAUCAGGUGGAGGAGCUCCUUGGGCUCCAGGGUGACGUCAGUGGAGGAUGCAGGGUGCCUAUGGAUGGGGUGAUGCUUGAUAUGCUUUGGUGGUCGGGUGGGUGAGAUGUUCUAGAAAGCGUCUCAUUAAGGAGCUCUCACAUGACCUCAAUCAACUAUAUAGCCAAAGCUGCAAUGGCCCCCGAGGAUGCGAUCGGCACCAGGACCAAAUUUUUUGGCCAAGCACCCUGUGGUUGUUUGGCCAUCAGGUCUGGUCUUCAGGUACAUAUGGGUUACUGAGAAUUAUAUGCAGCAUGUAAAGUGGAAGCUCUUCAACCGGAUUUCAGCUCCGCUUUAGAGGUUCUCGCCACUCAGGUAAUCUAAUUUCUAGGAGCAAUCAUUUACUUUUCAGUCAGAUGUUUGAAUGAAGCUUAUUUGACUUUGAUAUGUCCACUUGUAUUGAGCUGAUUGAUGUUAAAUGUAAUGGCCCUCAAAGAUGCUAUGCUAGAAGUGUGUUCACAAUAGGUGAAAUAAUGACAUUUGCCUGCAUCUCUAGACGUGAGUAAAGAUGAAGGAGUUGACAUAUUCUAAAGUCUAAACCAGAAGUAAGUUCUUUUAUCCUGUUUAACUACUAAUCUUUAUCAAUCUAAAUAAAAGUGUCUAAAGAAAUGCUUUCAGUCAUCUUUAAUUCGUUGAAAUCUCAACUUGGGGAGCAUAUGGUCAUCGUGUAUGCUCACUCUAUUUGAACAGAUGAAUCCUUAAAGACUUUAUUAUAUACAUUAGGCCGGUGUUCAGCAUAUUCUAUGAUUUUUAUUUAGGUGUAAAUGUUGUUUUUUUAGUGGAAUUGAACGUAAACAAAGUGGAUCGGAGAUUUGCUGAUCUAAUUUAGGGGUUGUUAGAAGAAUGAAUUUUAUGUCCGUGAAUCUCAAACUCUCAACUGCUGAUGUUGUGUGGGAUUUACUAACAUAUAGGCUAAUGUCGGGAUUCUGUGUUAUUCUCCACUGUACAUAAGUUUCGUGACUUUUACUUUUUAAUAUCCUGGAUUAUUAUUUACCUAUUUCUUGACCUUUCUGCACAUUUAUCUCACACUUCAACUCAUCUUUUUUCCUUCAGGUUCUUCAGUAACUAAUUCUUGUCUUUGCUUCCUACGUUUCCUGUAACAAAGGCUUUAGGUGCGUGUUACGGCUAAGUGCUUUAAUUUUAUGUUUGUUAAAUUGAGAUAUCAAGAGAAGAAAUAUGAUGGUGAUACAAUGCUAUUUUGGGGUCGUUUGCUUCAAGGAUUUUAUAACGAUGGUUUUGUCAUGGAUUUGCUAAUUAAAAACCUUGGGAUGUAUUAGAGAUUUUGGGCAUUAUGGAUUUGAGGAAAUCCUUUGUUUGUUGAGCUAUUUUUAUCAUGGAUUUGAUGGUUUUUCAACUUGUCUCCAAAUCCCAGGGUAUGAGGUGGGAUUUAUAAAACCGUGGAGCCCAUGGAUUUGGAGCAAAAAAAAAAAAACCCAAAUCCGUGGGGCCCACAGAUUUAUCUAAACAUUUUUUGACAAAGCAAACAACGAGAUUGUGUGUAAAUCCAUGAUGGUUGAUUUUUUGGUACCAAAUCCAUGAUGCAAAUCCUUGAAGCAAACGACCCUAUCAUCUUUUCUUUGGUACUCAUUAUCUGAAAGAUGCAUGGAGAAGCCAAAAAUCUACUUACAUUUUACUUUCUACAGUAUGGCAAUGAAAUAUAACUAGAUCUGUAAGCUUGGUUAGGAUUGAUCUUUUUCCAACAAUAGCAUGUUCAGAUUAUCACUCCCAAGUUUGGUUGGUAUGUUGUGAUGUCUAUAGUGUUUAGGCAUUAUUGUUUUAUGUUCAUGCACCGUAGAGAAUGUUUAGGCCUCAUCUCUGUCUCGCAGAAAGGGUCUCAUGACGCAAUGUGGAAUAUUGUUGCAGGAUGCAUUGGGUCGUCGUGGAUAGUGGGGAGGGUAUGAAACUAUGAAUGAUCUAUACAUGAUUGACAUAUUGGCGUUGCGAUCAGUUGCGAUCAAUUGCUUGGCGUGGUACAUUGGGGUUGUGGAUUGGUGCAGAUACUCGGCAACGAUCAACCCGCCAUUGAGAAGGCGAAGAGUUGGGAUGCACAAGCUGGUGCUGUCUUGAACUUUGUGAUUUCUCAGCAAUUUGAGCUACUUGGAUGAGUUCGAUUUCACUAAACCAGUUAUAGGUGGACAGCUCCUCCGUGCUAUUGAUGAAGAAAAAGACUAGGACUGAAUUGAGUCAUGAUGAGGUAUUCCCACAGAACUUGUUUGCCUGUCGACAGUGAGCAAACGCAGCUCAAAGACACGAUCUCAGAUAGGCAGAUGCUUGUAUAUAACGGUAUCCUACGAACCAAUGGAAGCAGCCGGUGCAGCUAGUUUGUUGAUUAGUCAUCAGAAAAUACCAACCAUGAACCAACCAACCAAAUCAUGGUUCUGCAUUACUACGACCCGUGUCAAAACUGCAUCUAAAGUGAAGAGUAAUUGCGCAAUGAAAUGAUGGGAGGAUUCCACUAUGGUCUCAGCUUUUUCUCCCAGACGUACAACCACCCACCCCACUAGCCAGGCCAGCCAUCCCCCUGUUCUUGCGUUCAUACAUGGUGGUACAUUAGUGACAAGUGAACUCUUCUUUAAAUAAGCUAUAGGUGGAUUU
Molecule: messenger RNA, 5943 nt
Organism: Linum trigynum
Lineage: Eukaryota; Viridiplantae; Streptophyta; Magnoliopsida; Malpighiales; Linaceae
Source: the annotation of a GenBank genome assembly